Molecule: messenger RNA, 2154 nt
Organism: Xyrauchen texanus (razorback sucker)
Lineage: Eukaryota; Metazoa; Chordata; Actinopteri; Cypriniformes; Catostomidae
Product: TBC1 domain family member 23-like
Exons: 19
Coding region: 9-2096 (695 amino acids)
Biological process (GO): embryonic brain development; retrograde transport, endosome to Golgi
Cellular component (GO): trans-Golgi network
Source: RefSeq, a predicted model, not a curated record
UCACAGCUAUGGCGGAUGCUGUAGGGGAAGUGCUUCAAGGCAGCUGGGAUGAGGAUCUAGCUGAUGCUCUUGACUCAGCAGGCUAUGAUCUGGAUUCUGACCAGGAUGGUGUCAUCCAGGUCCGUAACCUGCCCCCACCACAGCGCGCCAAGUUAUGGAUGAUUGCUUUGAACGUGUCUGGUAAAGGAGACAGUCUGUCCUCAUGGGAUGGGGCUCUGGACCUACAAGAACAGACGCUUAUUCACAGUUGCAGUCAGCAGAUCAUUGAUCAGCUGGGGGUACCAGUGGAGGAAGGGAGAGACCUGGUAUCAGACGUGGAGUCAGUUAUCACCUUCUAUUGCAAGUCCAGAAAUGUCACCUUCUCUCCAGAUCUUAGCUGGCCAAACCUUCUCAAACCACUCCUGGGCUUACAGCUGCCCCGCAGAGACCUCUAUAACUGCUUCUACGCAGUCAUGAAUAAAUACAUCCCACGAGACUGUGUGGUGAAAGGACGGCCAUUUCACCUAUUCAGACUCCUGUUACAGUACCAUGAGCCUGAACUCUGCUCAUUCCUAGACACAAAAAAGAUCACUCCUGAUUCCUAUGCCAUCAUCUGGCUGGGCAGUCUCUUUUCUAGCCACUGUCUCCCUGAGGUCACACAAGCCUUGUGGGACAUUUACCUGCAACAGGCUGAUCCUUUUCUAAUCUUCUUCCUCAUGCUCAUCAUCCUUGUCAAUGCCAAAGACAGCAUUCUCACCCAAGAAGGAGCCAGUAGAGAGGACAUAAUCAAAAUGCUGGAGCAGUCGCCGUCAUUACUAGAGGCAGAGGACAUAGAAGACUUGUUCUCUUUGGCACAGUAUUACAAUAGCAAAACUCCUCUUUCUCUCAGAAAGGAGAACCAUAAUCUGUUUGGCAGUAGUCUGGUGGCUUUGAAGGAAGAAGACAUGGACCUGAGUCAGGCGCUCUGUCUACCUGUAUCUGUCCCUGAGAUCCUUCAAGCCAACCAGCUACAACCUGAGGGUGUGAGGUUUUUUGUUGUCGACUGUCGUCCUGCAGAGCAGUACAAUGCUGGUCACCUCUCCACUGCCUUUCAUUUGGACUCAGACUUGAUGCUCCAUAACCCUUCUGAGUUUGCCCUGUCAGUGAAGUCUCUUCUAGAGGCACAGAAGCAGUCUCUGGAGUCAGGCUCUGUGGCCAGCGGAGAGCAUCUGUGUUUCAUGGGCAGUGGACGUGAAGAGGAGGAUAUGUACAUGAACAUGGUUCUCGCCCACUUUUUACAGAAAAGCAAAGAGUAUGUGAGCAUAGCAAAAGGUGGCUUCAUUGCAUUGCAGCAGCACCUGGCAGAUAUUAAUGUUGAGGGGCCUGAUAAUGUUUAUGUUCACUGGAUCGUGAGCACCUCAGGAUCACACAGCAGCCUCAGCUCAGUGGAUGGGGACUUGAAUAGCACAGAUGGCAAAGGAGUUAAAUCACUUGUCAACAAAAUGACCUUUGCACUUAAGUCAAAGUCAGUUAAUGUAAAAGAAAAGGUGAUCAGCUUCAUUGAGAACACUUCCACGCCUGUGGAAAGAAUAUCAAUCAAUCUGCCCUGGCCAGACAAGGGGAUACUGGAUCGGCAUGUGAGCAGCAGUGAUCGGGUGGGGAAGCCGUACAGGGGUGUGAAGCCCGUCUUCAGCAUUGGUGAUGAGGAGGAGUAUGACACGGACGAGAUUGACAGGUCAUCAAUGUCAGAUGAUGACAGGAAAGAGAUUGUCAAUAUUCAGACUUGGAUAAACAAACCAGAUGUAAAGCACCAUAUUCCAUGCAAUGAGGUUAAGGAGACCGGGCACAUGUUCCCAAGCCAUCUCCUGAUCACUGCAACACACGUGUACUGUUUAAGAGAGAUCGCCGCCCGUAAAGGUUUUGCUUGCAUCCAGUCCAGGCAGGCCCUCAACUCUGUGGUGAAGAUCACCUCCAAGAAGAAGCAUCCAGAGCUCAUCACUUUUAAGUUUGGCAACAACAAUGCCACAGGAGUGGAGAUACUGGCUGUGGAGAGGUAUUUAAUACCGAAUGCGGGUGAUGCCACUAAAGCAAUCAAACAGCAAAUAAUGAAAGUUUUGGAUGCUAUGGAGAGCUCUUAGUGACGAAGACAUAAGAGAGGCUUCGCUCUGGUCGUCCAUGGGAUGACCACUGCUCCAG